GCUCCCAAAAACAUAUUUUGUAAGGCUUUUAAAACUCCAAGUUUUGAGUGCGUUAAAUUGCUAUUUAGUGCUCAAAAUUUUGACUCUUCAAGUCCUUUUGAGUCUCCAAUUUUUCGGAUUCAUAUGGCCCAUCUCUUUAAAAAGACCUCUGUUAGCUUGAAGACAAUUAUCUAUUGACAGUUCCGUUCUUUUGACAUUUUCCUGCUUUGCCCAAAGAUGAGAGCCUCAUUGCGUCAUGGAAAAUAUUAUAAAAAAUGCAAUCGAAUUAACCAUUGGCUAGAAUUAAAGGCCAUUCUUGUCUGAAUUAGGUUUGACUGUAUAAUUUCCUGUCUUAACAAGGGCUUGACAGAUUCAUCGCUUAGGAUAGAAAAAAAAUAGAUAACCUGGACUUAAAAGGUUUUUUUUCUUCUUUUGUGGUCUUCCUUAUUGACAGAUGAGCAGAUUGAGUCAUUGACGCAGGCUGAAUUAUUGACGUGAACAGAAGAUACAUCCUGUCUUUUAAAUUUUCUUUCUUGUUCCUUCUACUUCUUUUCAACCUUUGUUUCUCUCAAAUCCUUUUAAAUGAUGUUCCCUUCACCUGAAACUUCCAAUGAUAAACAUUACCCUCGCAAGUGGGACAAUGGAGACCAUAGGAUUACAUCCAAAAAGCACGGGUCCAUCAGGAUUUUUCAUAUUUCUUGCUGUUCUUAACAUCUUUUUCUCCAUCACUGCCUUUUUGGGCAACGCUUUGAUCUUAACUGCUCUCCGCAAAGUGACUUCUAUUCACCCUCCGACAAAGCUGUUAUUGCAAUGCUUGGCAAUCAAUGAUCUUCUCGUGGGACUUCUUCUAUUGCCUCGCUUGGCAGUAAUUAGUUCAUUUGUGACUCAAAACACGCAGGAAAAUAUUUUAUACUACAGCAGCGCUAUAGCUAUCUUUUUGAUAACAGUAUCCGUACUAACAUCGACUGCAAUAUGUUUAGACAGGCUUCUAGCGCUGCUUUUGGGGCUGAGAUACAGACAUAUUGUCACAUUUAGUCGUGCAGGAGCCACCAUGAUAUGGAUUUGGUUCAUGGGCUGUGCUGUGAUCGGAUUAAUAUUCGGCACGGGGUAUUUUGAUUGGGCUCGCUUUGCAAUGAACUUAUUGAUGUUAUUAUCUUUAUUAAUAUCGUUCUUUUCGUACGUAAAGAUUUAUCUCCUUCUCCGUCGUCAGCAACUGCAAUUACGGGGCCACUUCCAACAAGUGCAAACGCGAAAUGAAUUCAUGCCACUGAAUAUAGCACGAUACAAGAAGACAGUCUAUAGUAUUGCAUGCGUGCAGGUUGCUUUGCUUAUUUGUUAUCUUCCCUUUACUAUUGUGGGUAUGCUAUUGACAUCACGUAAAAUACCUGAUGCUUUGGGAUCUUCUUUCUUUCGAGCUACAAUCACAAUUCUUUGCUUUAACUCAUCGCUAAACCCGAUACUUUACUGCUGGAGGAUAAGAGAAGUGAAACAAGCUGUGAAGGACACGACAAGACAAUUAAACUUAUGUCGUGCAUCAAUUUAGUUGUGGUACACGAUUUCUUAGGUGUACUGAUCAUAACUUUAAUCCACAUCAAAUAAUUACUUUACCAGAAUGUAACCAAUAUUUAGAUGAGUGUAAGCAUCCGGUGACUUGGACCUCCUGCGGUGUACAGGGUUAAGAAUUAUCUUUUGUAUUAUUUACUUUCAUGUUUUGUGAUUUGGUCUGACGACGGACUAAUCUAUACAUGCAAUAGAUAUUUGAAUAGUGUAAAGUUAAUGAAUCGACUCCUUUGUUGCUUCAGAAAAGAUUACUAUAAGAUAAUUAAUUAUCCAAAAAGUGAGGGUUUUUGUUAAAAAAGAUCCAUUAAAUUUUCUGUGACUGAGACGAAAAAAUUCCAAAAUAUAAUUGUCCAGGUUAAAUUAUUUUGACACUAAAUAGCGAUCUUAUUAAGUCUUUCUGUUUAGACUGUAAAGCUAACCUAUCAUCGAAUUUUCGGGUAUUACGUGAUCUUUGAAUAUUCAAUGAAAAAAAAAAUGGUUCAAGCCCUUCGAAGGUUGACCCCGCAAAGAGUAAAUAACUUCAAUAUAAAGUUUGAUCGUUCAAUGAAUGGUUAUGACUUGACUUGGGACAAAAGCGGCUUUUCUCCCAUUUUGGUCAAAUUUCGCACUUUUCAAUGAAAAACCCGCUCUUACUUUUGUUGUUGUCUUUAUUUAACGUUGUAAUUACAGGUUGGAAAUUAGCCUUUGCGACACACUGACUAUUAUACUGUUUUACAAAACUAGAAUGUGAAGAUUUACAACGUCAGUCAACAAAUUUGAAUGUAAAGAUCCACAACGUCAGUUAGCCAUGUGUAUACAUUGGAAUAAUCUAAUAAAUUUCUUCAUCACUGCA
Messenger RNA from Pocillopora damicornis (cauliflower coral), 2371 nucleotides. Its product is annotated as histamine H2 receptor-like. The record is from RefSeq and is a predicted model, not a curated record. Lineage: Eukaryota; Metazoa; Cnidaria; Anthozoa; Scleractinia; Pocilloporidae.